Molecule: messenger RNA, 1034 nt
Organism: Phragmites australis (common reed)
Lineage: Eukaryota; Viridiplantae; Streptophyta; Magnoliopsida; Poales; Poaceae
Product: NADPH-dependent pterin aldehyde reductase-like
Exons: 5
Coding region: 84-827 (247 amino acids)
Biological process (GO): folic acid-containing compound metabolic process
Cellular component (GO): cytosol
Molecular function (GO): oxidoreductase activity, acting on the CH-OH group of donors, NAD or NADP as acceptor
Source: RefSeq, a predicted model, not a curated record
CGAGCGCAAGGAAAACAUCUAGAAGCACGAGCUCCUGGCUCCACCACUCGAAGCAUCGUGCGGCGCAGCGAGCGAGGAGGAGGAUGACGGCGGGGGCGGCCAAGGGCGGAGGGGGCGCGGCGGCCGCGGCGCGGGCGGCGGCGGGGCCCAGGACAGUGCUCAUCACGGGGGUCAGCCGCGGACUUGGCCGCGCGCUGGCGCUCGAACUCGCGCGGCGAGGGCAUGCCGUCGUCGGGUGCGGCCGCUCCGCCGAGCUUGUCCGCUCGCUCGAGGCCGAGAUCACGUCCCCGUCGCGCCACUUCCUCACCGUCGCUGACGUCAGGUCUGACAGCAGUAUGGCUGAGUUGGCAAAGGCUGCAGUGGAAAAGAAGCAAGUUCCAGAUAUAAUAGUAAACAAUGCUGGUACGAUAAACAAGAAUAACAAGACAUGGAAUGUUCCAGCAGAAGAAUUUGAUAUGGUUGUCGAUACAAAUAUUAAGGGAACAGCCAAUGCACUUCGUCAUUUUGUACCACUUAUGAUAGAGAAGAAACAUGGGAUUAUAGUCAAUUUGUCUUCUGGUUGGGGAAGGUCUGCUGCUGCAGAGGUUGCUCCUUAUUGUGCUUCGAAGUGGGCUAUUGAGGGUUUGACACGCUCCUUAGCAAAGGAGCUGCCUCCUGGAUUGGCAGCCAUUGCUCUUAGUCCUGGUGUUGUCAAUACUGACAUGCUUCAUUCAUGCUUUGGGAGCUCAGCAGCAUUAUACCAAACAACUGAUACAUGGGCACCCAAGGCAGCUACAAUGAUACUGACCCUUUCACUAGACGAUAACGGUGCCUCACUAACUGUAUGAUGCUGUAACAAAUUUGUACUGUAGUAAUCGAAGACAGAUUCUCUUGUAGCUUGACUUCUAGAUUUUGUAAGAUUAUGGUGUCCUAAAGUAGAGGUGAUAAUGUUUGUCUGCCCUCUGAUUUCCCUCACUGUUGUCUGAACAUUAGCCACAUAUUGUUGCACUCACACUCCAGUAUUGCCUAAGAAUAUCUCGUAUUAUUGUUGUGAA